GCGGCCGGGCGGCCGGCUCCAGACCCAAGAAAACAUGUGGAGUGGGCUGCUGCCUCCUGGCCUGAGCGAACAUGACACUGAGUUGAAUUCUGAAGAUGAAGCCACACUGGAGAACUCUGGGCUUAACUUACAGGGCGAUAAAGGAGAGGGGCGCAUUACAAAAGCAGGCUUCGCAGCGUCCCCUAGAGAUGGCCCCAAACUCGAAGUGGAAGCAAAUGUAAAUGCUUAUGAAGAAUGUCCUUCUGGAAUUCCCUUAAAUAUGUGGAAUACAUUUCAAGAGUUGCAUAAAAGACACUCUGAACAGAAAACCUCAACUUCAAGAUCCAAAGGGAGAAAAAGAAAACGCUCCAAAAAAGGUAGCUUGAAGGAUGAAGAAGAAUCUCAGAGUGCACAGACCUCAAGUGAAACCCAGUGGAAGGAACUUACUCAGUAUUUUGGAAUUAAUGAUAGGUUUGAUCCCCCUGUUAAAAAGAAAAAAGUUGAGAAGUCCAGCCUGGAGAAGAGCGUCGACCAGGCAGUGGGUGAGUGGGACAUCGAGAAGGCUGAGGAGCACAGUGACCAGCUGGCCACGCGCGAGCUUGGUGUAAAAAUUGCCAAAGCGGUUGCCUGCCACAACUUUUGUAAAAGGCAAAAGGACGCUGAAAAUUCACAGGUUGCAAGAAAAAAGAAGAAACUUGCUUGGGGGUUUGAAGCAAAGAAGAGAUGGGAGACCAAAAGCAACAUGGGGUACAUGUGACUGCAGAGUCUUGCCCACGUUUGCGUCUCUGCUCAAGCUUUGAUUGGGGUCUUCAGUUGCCCUGUUUACUGAAAAGAUAUUCCUGCGUCUGUGAAAUACAUCAGGAAAUUGAUAGAA
Molecule: messenger RNA, 853 nt
Organism: Talpa occidentalis (Iberian mole)
Lineage: Eukaryota; Metazoa; Chordata; Mammalia; Eulipotyphla; Talpidae
Product: protein FAM204A-like
Exons: 2
Coding region: 35-736 (233 amino acids)
Source: RefSeq, a predicted model, not a curated record